Molecule: messenger RNA, 246 nt
Organism: Acanthoscelides obtectus
Lineage: Eukaryota; Metazoa; Arthropoda; Insecta; Coleoptera; Chrysomelidae
Source: the annotation of a GenBank genome assembly
UUGCUUUGAAGACGAAAAAGUUUUUUCCUUCUAAAGCAGAAUCACUCAAGGGGAUGAGACUGGAUAAAUCGGGAAAUUAUCACACAGAAGAGAUUUUGUACUCCCAAUCUUUGACAGCAGGUACUACAUCUGAAGAUACAUUCAAUUCAAUAUCAAAUUUUGUUGAAAAUAAUGAUUUGGAUUGGAAGAAACUCGUUGGACUUUGAACAGACGGGGCAUCUCGCAAUGAUAAGUGAACGAUCGGGC